Colletotrichum graminicola M1.001 is the source of this 1374-nucleotide messenger RNA. RefSeq lists its product as uncharacterized. Lineage: Eukaryota; Fungi; Ascomycota; Sordariomycetes; Glomerellales; Glomerellaceae. The coding region runs from base 1 to 1374 and encodes 457 amino acids. The transcript has 3 exons. The record is from RefSeq and is a predicted model, not a curated record.
AUGGCUCCGCGUGCUUCGGUCUCGUUCACCUGUACAUUCUGCUACCAGACGUCUGAGGACCCUCAUGUCGUCGGCCACGAGGCACGCCUGGCAUGCUCGGCCUGCCACGCGGCGCUCAUUGACCUCGCCAUCUGCUGGGUCUGCGGGGAGAUCGUCUACCGUGGCGACGACAAGCUGGUGCAUCGUGGCGUACCGUUAUUGGAGCUCUUCGACGAGGGCCACUGUGCUGAUGAGGAAGGGAGCAGUAGCACAAUGCGACGAGUUGCCGGGACGUCUGGCAAGGGGCGUAUGAGGGAGGUUGAAGUGCCGCCGCUCUGUGCUGCUUGUUAUCUGAGUACGGAGGGAGAGGACGUGGUGCAGCAGGGGCUGGCGAGGGUUGAGAGGGCAGACGGUGGUUUGAGCCGGGCGAGAUGGGAUGCUGGCGAGGGCAGGGCAGGACGCCUGAGAAGGGCCCCAGCGUCCAUUCGAACGCUGAGCCGAGACUCGUCUUCUCUCCGUCGAGCGGGAGACGGAUCGCACGACCAGGCUAGGGAGUACCCGGCAACACCACCUGUAGAGUCCACGAUAUACGUCUCCAUCAACGAUCCCAUAGGCCAACCUACCUUCCGACCGAGUCCGACGAAGCCCAUACCGAUAUGGAUGCAGCCCUUCCCCAGGACUGCACAACUGGAAGAGAAAUGGCAGAGAGCUAACAUCCCCCGUCGGCAUUUGGCGGAGCUCGCGCAGACACUGGCCACAUCAACAUCAGAAACUUCAAAAUUGGAGUCAGCGGCGUCACCUGGUUUGACCAAACGACCUGGUACAGUUGUCAGUCCUGCAUCACCUCUGCGAACCCCGCCAGGGUCCUCUUCGGUCUGGACGCCUCACGAGAUUAGACGCGCGCCGCCCCUCUCCUGGGUGAGCAACGAACCCCUCAAACGCCCUUCGUCGCGCAUAGCGUCCCGUCUAGAGCGUCUCGAGAAGUCGGGCACGACGACGUCGUCGGGAUAUGUCACGCCACCGGAAACGCCCUCGGAGCAGAUAAGGCGGUACAAGACCCCGCCACCGCAGCUUCGCCGCAUCACACGGCGCAGCGUCGUCCGGCGAACACCUCCGCCCCAGUCAUCUGAGUAUCUGGAGCUGUACAAUCCGAUCCGGUCGCCGUCCCCGCGGCUACGGACCACACAGCCUGCCGUGGUUGCUCCUAGACGAGCAAGCCGUGAAGCUGGUCUGGAAUUGUCACGGGAGAUGGCGAGCAUGAUGAGCGAAAGCAUCAGUAACCACGGACAGAACCACGGUACGGACAGAAUACUCUUUAACGGAGCGGAUUCGCCCCAGGAGUUGGGCAAAAAGAAGAACAUGCAAGCUCUUCGAAAGUUGUUCGGCGGGAAGUGA